Molecule: messenger RNA, 1785 nt
Organism: Phymastichus coffea
Lineage: Eukaryota; Metazoa; Arthropoda; Insecta; Hymenoptera; Eulophidae
Exons: 12
Coding region: 30-1619 (529 amino acids)
Molecular function (GO): protein binding
Source: RefSeq, a predicted model, not a curated record
AUUUUGCACCUUAAUCAAUAUUGUUAAAUAUGUCUGACGAUAUAUAUAAAAGUUUAUUGUUUAAAUUUUAUGGAUUUGAUAGAGAUUUUAAGAAAGUUGAAAAGCUAUCAACCUCCAAGGGGAUCGACAUAUUUGAUAAUGUAAGAACCUUGGACGCAAAUACGGAACAAUUAAUAUUAGCUGGAGAAACUGAAACAAAUCAGAAUGUCUUAGAUAAAUUGGAUGGAACCAACGAUGAAAAUAAUGACAGUACUUCAUCUAAAUCGCCACACGUUCUGACGAUCAAAGAUCUUGAUACAUGGAAUAAAAAAGAAUUUCAGAAGCUGGAUUCUGAAUUAGAUUUAACUAGCGAUUUGAACGAGAAAUCUGUAAAUAAGAAUUUAACAUCAUCAAAAGACACAUUUACAAAAGUGGUUGCUAACACGAAUGACUUGCUGAUAAAAAACGAUUGUAAUACAGUAGAAAAUAGUUCAAAUCUAUCGUCAACAUCUGUUUUGAAAGCAAAACAAUCAUGGCGACAAAAAGUGAAUCUGAAAGAAAUCGCCAACUGCCCCAUAGAUUUACUAUCAAAAUAUGAUGGAGUAUUUUUAGAUUUGAAUCAUAUGGGUAUUACUAAUUUCCCGACUGACAUACUUCACCAUUUGAAAAAUUUACAGAUGCUCUAUUUGGAUACAAAUAACUUAAAAGAAAUACCUGAAGAUCUUUUUAUAAUAUUAAAAAGGCUCACGUGGCUUGAUGUAAGAAAAAAUCAGUUGAUUACGUUACCGCCAACUAUAAAAGGCCACGAAUCUUUAAAAACAUUGUUGCUGCAAGAAAAUAACAUAGAACGGUUACCGUUAGAAUUAGGGCUUCUCCCUAAUUUAAAAAAUUUACAAACAGCUUAUAACCCGAUCAUAUUUCCUCCUCAAGAAAUUUUGGAACUAGAUUCCUUGAGUGUAAUGAAAUAUUUGCGCAAAGAAUGGAAUAAACUACAUGAAAAUGAGCAAAUUGAAUUACAAGCAUUUUCUAAUGAAAAAGAUGAUAAAAAACCAUCAAUGAUUAUUUGUUACCAACCGCUCCAGAAAAGUCUCCGGAAAAAUUACAAGUACCGAAAUUUAAAUACCUCCAAACCUUCAGUUCGAUUAAGAACGUGGAAUUACAAACCAAACAGCAGAUAUAACAGUGCUACUUUGGAUUUUACUUAUCAACAAAAAUGGUUGUGGAAAAAUGAUGUUAAACAAAUGUUAACUGAGCAACACACUAAGCUUCAAAAAAUUCUGGAUAAAAAUGUUUUGGUCCAAUGGAGAAGCAGUUAUCGAGUAUUUAAAAAUAAUAAGAUAUCAUCAAACGAUGUUAAAGCGUUAGAUCCGCCAUAUGCUCUACACGAGGAGAAUUCGCAAAGAAAGAUUCAUAACGAGAAAAAAAAAUUAAAACUUGAAUAUAAAUAUGAUAUAGAAAACUUCUACGAGAAUUUCAAUCGCAUUCAAAACUCUCUAAUAGCACUUGGCGAUAAGAAAUCAACAGUUACUGUGACUCCACGUGCAAAGCAAUUACAUAUAUGCACGGAGAUUGAUGUGAUAAAUGAUUUACAAAAACGUAUUAAUGAUUUGAAGCUUUGUAUGGACAUACAUAUGCCUUAGUUAUAAAAUAACUUUUUUAUGGAUUUUUAAUUUAAAAUGAUCAAAAUUAGUUAUUUUAUCACACCAAAAGAUAAAUUUAAAUUUUUUGAGAUACAAAAGUUCGAUAAUGUUCACGUGAAGUAUUCCAAUGUUUGUGAAAGUGAAAACAUUGUAAUUGAAGUUAAUC